Molecule: messenger RNA, 498 nt
Organism: Musca vetustissima
Lineage: Eukaryota; Metazoa; Arthropoda; Insecta; Diptera; Muscidae
Gene: PolE4
Product: DNA polymerase epsilon subunit 4
Exons: 2
Coding region: 1-498 (165 amino acids)
Cellular component (GO): epsilon DNA polymerase complex; nucleus
Molecular function (GO): protein heterodimerization activity
Source: RefSeq, a predicted model, not a curated record
AUGGCCAGUGAAGAUCUGUUUGCCAGUGAAGAUUUUUCCGAAGAAAUCAUAUCACAAUUAGAACAAGAUUAUGUACAAGAGGCAGAUAUUGUGGAACAAGAUGAUGGCGGGAAAGACAAUGAUGAGACUGUGAUGGAAGAGGAAACUGGCCCGGGAGAUGAUGAAAGUGUGCCGGCCACAACAACAGCAACAGAUGAAACACAAUCCAACAAAUCAAAGACAAAUGUCUCAGCAGCGGCAUCUGAAGCCCGCCUUUUUCAAUUGCCUUUGACGAGAGUGCGAAAUAUCAUGAAAUUGGACCCAGACUUACACAUUGCCUCCAAUGAGGCUGUAUUUUUGGUAACACGAGCCACUGAGUUGUUUAUACAAUCCCUGGGCGUGGAAUCGUAUACAUUUACCGCCCAGGCCAAAAAGAAAACUGUACAAAAACGUGAUGUAGAUUUGGCCAUAGCCGCCGUGGAUAGUCUUAUGUUUUUGGAUGGAGCAAUGACAUUUUAA